This is a messenger RNA of Aspergillus uvarum CBS 121591, 1087 nucleotides long. RefSeq names its product D-mandelate dehydrogenase-like dehydrogenase. The record is from RefSeq and is a predicted model, not a curated record. NCBI's taxonomy places the organism in Eukaryota, Fungi, Ascomycota, Eurotiomycetes, Eurotiales, Aspergillaceae. Gene Ontology annotation, cellular component: cytosol. The transcript has 2 exons. Gene Ontology annotation, molecular function: hydroxypyruvate reductase [NAD(P)H] activity; NAD binding; glyoxylate reductase (NADPH) activity. The coding region runs from base 20 to 1087 and encodes 355 amino acids.
CCCGAACCCAAAACUAACCAUGCCGAAACCCAGAGUCCUCCACCUCGGCGACCCCAUAAAGUACAACCACGACCUCUACGCCCGCUUCGUGUCAACCUUCGACCUGAUCCGGCCCUCGACGGCCGAGCGCGCCCGCCCCGAAUUCAAGCGCGCCCUGCAGGAGCGCCGAUGGGGCACCUUCGACGCGAUCUUCCGGCCGUUCUGGAACACCGGCGGCGAGAUGGGCGAUUGGGACGAGGAGCUGAUCGCGCUGCUGCCAGACAGCGUCAAGGUCAUCGCCAGCGCUGGGGCGGGGUAUGACUGGGUGGAUGUGGAGUGUCUCGCGAGAUACGGAAUAACCUACUGCAACGGCGCCGCCGCCUCCAGCGACUCCGUCGCCGACGCCACACUCUUCCUCCUCCUCUCGGUAUUCCGGAACCUACGGUGGUCGCACGCCGCCGCGCACAGCCUGUCCCCGGUGGCCUUCCACGACGCGCACACGCACUCCCCGCUGACAGCCCGGAACCCCGCCACCCAGGUCCUGGGGAUCGUCGGCCUCGGCGCGAUCGGCCUGACCAUCGCCCGGAAGGCCUGUGCCGCGUUCCCCGGGAUCCGGAUCGUGUACCACGACCUCGUGCGGAAGGCCCCCGCCAUCGAAGAAUCGAUCAACGCGAGUUUCAGCGAGAGUCUGGACGGGGUGUUGCGGGAGGCGGAUUGUGUGGUGCUGGCGACGCCGUUUGCGGGGAGGACGUUGAUCGAUGCUGACACCCUCAAGAAGUUCAAGAGGGGGGGUCGACUCGUGAAUAUUGCCAGGGGCGGGUUGGUCGACGAGGAGGCGCUGGUGCAGGCGUUGGAGGAAGGAAGGAUCAGUGCCGUGGGCAUGGAUGUGCAUGCCCGCGAGCCGGCGGUGCAUCCGCGGUUGGCGACGGAUCGGCGGGUUAUGAUGCUGAGCCAUAAUGCCGGGGGCACGGUGGAUACGCAUGUGGGCUUUGAGCGGUUGGCGAUGGAGAAUAUUCUGGGGUUCUUGGGGGAGGAGGGGAAGGCGUUGACGCCGGUGAAUGCGCAUUUGAUUCGGGAUGGGACACAGAGGGUGAGGAGUUUGUUGUAG